Messenger RNA from Ananas comosus (pineapple), 2158 nucleotides. Its product is annotated as AP-5 complex subunit zeta-1. Gene Ontology annotation, cellular component: AP-5 adaptor complex. The transcript is spliced from 15 exons. Bases 430 to 1941 code for a protein of 503 amino acids. NCBI's taxonomy places the organism in Eukaryota, Viridiplantae, Streptophyta, Magnoliopsida, Poales, Bromeliaceae. The record is from RefSeq and is a predicted model, not a curated record.
AAGAUCUAUAUUUGUUGUUUUGAUUGGGAUUUGUUGUUGUAAUUAUAUUCCCCUGAGUGGAUCAUCAUCAUAGUGUAGUUUAGUUUGUCAUUUCCCUUUUAGCUUAGGAUUUGUUGUUUUGACUGGUAUUUUCUUGUCUUUAUUAGAAUUCCUGCAUUUUGGCUUGAUUUUGCUCCCUACUGCUAAGUGUAGUCUGGUUACUAUUUUUCUUUUUGGUUCGUAGAAAUAGUUUCUAGUUUGUUCUCUAUUAACUUUGGUUCCUGACCUCUUAAUCUUCAUAACUAAGUAUCUAAUGCUUAUUAGUUGUUUCAAUAAAGUGUGAUCCGUCAAAGGGCUCAUUAACUUUGACCAAAAUUGCCAUAUGGUAAAGCUUGGUGCUGACGUUGCGAACAUGCGUUGGUGCUGAUUUGACAAUUUCUAUCUGAAUUAAUGGGCAUUUUGACGGAAGAAACUUCAUUGAAACUGCUGGACAUUUCACAGAAGACUAUCCUCCAAUUUUUCCUUGAUUUUGGAGAAGUGGUUUUGCAUGAUGCUGACGCUAGUUUAAGAGCCUUCUUUCGGUCAUGCUUGAGUAGGGAGUUUGCAGAUCCUGUUGUUGCCGAACAUGCACUUGAGUUUCUUAAUGUGAACACAGCGAAGAUUCUCAGAUCUCAUCCUUCCAUACUGCCACAGUUCUUCCCUUUGCUGUUAAAGUUAAUUGCAUGGAACGGUGAGAGAUUAGAGAAGACAUUUUCAGCUCUUCUUCCAGCAAUGAUGUCAACUGGGUCAUUUCUUCCUCUUUUUCCAUCACUUGUAGAUUUGCCAAUUUUAGUGGUCGCACUAGAAAAGGUGGAGAAAAACUCAGGAACUCUCAUAGGUAGUAGUAUAGCUUCAAUCCAGAAGAGCACUGCUCCUGAGAUGCUUCUUGCUCUAAUGGAUGAAGCUUAUACUGGAUCGACCAUAGAAGAUCGAGGCGGUGAUUCUGGAUCUGAUGAUAACAAUACUAUAGAUAUUUCUGAUCCGGUUUUCCUUGAGCUUUUGAAAGAUGAGAAUGACGGCAUAGCUGAACGACAUUGGACAUCUCCUGCAAUGGCUACGACUUUACAAGCUGCUGCCACCUCCCCCAAGUCGGAUAGGCUAAAACAAGCACUACAGAUGGCACCGCGGUUUCUUGCCUUGUUUUUUGAAAUAGCACUACGAGAUGUUAGUAAUUCAUUGUUGUGUGCUCUGAUUCCACUUGUUAUGUCAAGAUACGAUACAAUGUUUCCUGACAAGGUUUUCUCUUUUGAGGUUAGGAAGAGGCUUUCAGACUUUAUGCUGGCCGUGUUUCAACGAUCUCCUGAUUGCAUUGCACUAUUGAAGAAACCAAUCAUCAAUCGGUUAGGAGAAGCUUACAAUAGUCCUGCAAAGAUGGAGUUAGCAUUGCAUCUAUGUUGGGCAAUUGGUGAGCAUGGAGCAGGAGGCACAUCUCACAAGGAUGUAGCUCGCGAGCUAUUCGAGAACUUAGAAUUGCUUUUAUAUGAGAAUCUAUCAUCUAGUCGUGUGGGCUCGAGCCAGGACAUGGAUUCAAAGGGCUCCUCUUUUAGAAAGUCCUCCCAAUCUAGGCUCCUUUGCUUUGUGGUGACUGCUAUUGCAAAGCUUGCAACGUGCCAUCAUGAGCUGCUUCCAAGAGCUCGGGUUUCAUUGGCUAAGGUUGCUCGUUCUCGAAUCUCAGAUAAGAGGGUUUGCAGCCGUGCUUGUGAUUUUCUAGGGUUGAUGAAUGAACCUGCAAUUAGUCUGUCUGUUUUGGGCCCCCCUUCUGGCGGAGUCAAAGGUCCCGGUAUUGUUAACUGGAAUGAAGGAGGAUCGAAGAUGAUCGCUAACAUCCCAUUUUACAUCCUUAAUGAGCAAGAAGGUCCUCCUUUUCAUGAUUUUUCCUUCUCAGACAUCCUUCCGGGACAAUCAGCUCCCCCUUUUUUGUGACUUGUAUAUUUGGAUCAGUAGCGAACAUUUCGUAUAUCUUUUGUUUGAUCUUAAUCCUUUAUAUUUUACAUCAUGAGGGUGCGAAGGUUGCAGUUCCGACAGAGGAUAGAAUUGUUGGUUUGUAAAAUGAAAAGAAUUGUUGGAUUGUACUAUGAUCAUAGUGAAGUUAAUCUGUUUUUCACUUUUUUAAUUGUAAUUUUCUUGCACUUAAAUGGAA